AUGUCCUCCCCAAAGUCCAUAGGCCCCAUCCGGAAAGCAUGGUAUAACUGGAAAGCCCUCCGCCUCCCCUGGCGCAAGCGCUUCCUCGUCGGCCUCGACCUCAACGGCAACACCUUCUGGGAGUUCCGCGACGUCCGCGGCGCCGAGGCCGCCCCGGGCACCCCGCAGCGCUGGCGCCGCAUCGUCCAGUACCCGCGCUCGACGCACUACGCCGACGUCAAGGUCUCGCCCCAGUGGCACUCGUGGCUGCGCCACACGCGCGCCGACCCGCCCUCCCUCGACGAGCAGGCCCGCGACCUCGCCCGCCAGGCCCAGAUGCGCCGCCUCGCCGCCGAGGCCGACGCCCGCUGGGCCGCCAAGCCGGGCGUCAUGGACGCGCCGGCGGCGGCGGGUCUACAACAAAUACAACAGCAGCAAGAGAGCGGCGCAGGAGAAGGGCCGGAAGGAGGUGAGGGUCAGCGGACGACGGCGGCAGCCCCAAUGGGGGAUGGUACGAGGCCACAGGCGGGAGACGAUGGGACGGCAGGCAAGCGAGGUCCAGAAACGCCGGAUCCGUGGAAGACGGCCAGCAAAGGCGGGCCGAGCGAGGAGUGGCAGCCGCAGUCGUGGACGCCCACUGCAAAACGGUGA
Molecule: messenger RNA, 630 nt
Organism: Thyridium curvatum
Lineage: Eukaryota; Fungi; Ascomycota; Sordariomycetes; Thyridiales; Thyridiaceae
Exons: 2
Coding region: 1-630 (209 amino acids)
Biological process (GO): mitochondrial respiratory chain complex I assembly
Cellular component (GO): membrane
Source: RefSeq, a predicted model, not a curated record